AGGAAUGACUCUACCGAGUUUACCUUUCGUCAACUCGAGGCUCUGGCAGUACGCUUCCGAAUUUGGUAUAGUAGCCCCGAGGUUGGCUGGGUUGCAAGAUUUUGAUGUUCAGAUUGAUUUUCUCGAGAAAUUGUACCGCAUGGAACCCAGGUCACUGGCAGUCCAGCUUUCGGAAGACGAUCUUCUCCUCUUUCGGUGGCUCACCGUCGAUGAUAUUACUGAGGGCCGCGGCGAUGUCCUGUCAGCUCUGAACUUCCGUUGGAACAGCCUUUGCCGUGGGACAGAGGAAUGUUCAGCUACUGGGGACAGCUUUGAUCCGCAAUUAGUUGAAUUGGCACAGGAACUGUAUCGCUUGCGCAAUUAUUACUCUUUGACUGCAAUCCUCCAAGGCGUCCGUUCGAGCGGAAGAAGCCUCGCAAUGCUUCAAAAAUUUGACUACCUGAUAAAUUCAGAACAAAGUUACUUGCAGUAUAGGCAGAGCAUCUCUUCUGGCCCUGCACUGCACUUUCUGUUUCCUUUCUUACAAACUCGAUUUGAGAAGGCUGCGGUUGUGGCUGCCUCAAGAGUAGUAUCAUCUAUCAAGAAGUAUACUUUGUAUACUUUGGAGAACGAGUUCAGAAGCCCUCCCCGACACCGCGCUGGUCUUCUAUCCUUCUUGCGUUCCUCCAGGUAGACUAUAUUAAUCAAGCUUGUUCCAAAAAUCAACAUCAAACGACACCACAUAUUUCCAAGAGUUCCAUUCCCAAAUGGCUGCUCCCACCGCACAGCGCAGGCAACCAGACCGGGUAUGAAAAACUAACCCGCGCGUGAGCAGAAGAAGCCUGCGCGCCGGACUACCUAUAGGGCCUCGACCCAGCUCCCAGGCCGUCCUCUCAAAACAACCAACUCGGCAAGAACCGACGGAAGCUGGCGAAAGCCCCAGGACCCGGAUCCGGGUACGCCCCGGGGCCGAGGGGAUGGUCGGCGCACAUGCGGGCCUGGGACA
Messenger RNA from Aspergillus alliaceus, 985 nucleotides. RefSeq names its product RasGEF domain-containing protein. Lineage: Eukaryota; Fungi; Ascomycota; Eurotiomycetes; Eurotiales; Aspergillaceae. The coding region runs from base 5 to 673 and encodes 222 amino acids. Gene Ontology annotation, molecular function: guanyl-nucleotide exchange factor activity. The record is from RefSeq and is a predicted model, not a curated record. The transcript is spliced from 2 exons. Gene Ontology annotation, biological process: small GTPase-mediated signal transduction.